AUGCGUGUCGCUUGUCUCCUGAGCCUUACGGUUGCACUGGCUGCCGCAGCCCCAAGUGUGGAACCAGGUGUUUCGCUAGCAUCUGCGAAUAGGGCUAUUCGAGACGUUAUUGCCCGUUACGCCGGCGGAGACUCCGAGGUCAGACGUUCGGUGGAUAGCAAUGAACAUCUGGCAGUCAGCCCAGCCCCUGCCGGAAAUCAUUUAAUGGCACGAGGUUGCGAGAACGACCAGAGGGUACGCAUCACGUCAACACAGGAGUUCAUCGGCUGGGACAUGCAGCUCAGCCAGGUGUUUCGGGGGCCAAUCGAAAUCGAGAUUGAGAAUGGCAAGUCUGUCUCCGACACUAUCACGAUCACUUCUGGCCUCGGUGCAGAGAAGAACUUCAUAGCAUCAUCUUUGAGCGCAGAAUUCGGCAUUUCCUUCACCAAAACUUGGACGACCGACUCAAGGCAACAUGGCACGGUCUCUAUCCCCGAGGGCAGGCACGGCGCAAUUGUCAUCAACCCGGCAACAACACGCCGCUUCGGUGUUGUGAUGAAAGGUUGCCAGGGAAGUUCGAAACAGGUUGCUGCAUUCAUGGCCGAUUCGUUUAAGGAGCACGUCCUUAACGGAAUCAAGUUCAUAGUAGGCGAGAUCUCUCUCUGUUCGUGGCCUGUCAAUCAUCCUAUGAACCGCUGCGAAGGUGGUGGCACUCUCGAAUCGGUUGGCCCUACCGAACUUCACGUUGAGGGUGGCCCGCAAGAAGAAUCUACCUAG
Messenger RNA from Verticillium alfalfae VaMs.102, 756 nucleotides. RefSeq lists its product as hypothetical. NCBI's taxonomy places the organism in Eukaryota, Fungi, Ascomycota, Sordariomycetes, Glomerellales, Plectosphaerellaceae. Bases 1 to 756 code for a protein of 251 amino acids. The record is from RefSeq and is a predicted model, not a curated record. The transcript is spliced from 2 exons.